Molecule: messenger RNA, 2048 nt
Organism: Aspergillus ibericus CBS 121593
Lineage: Eukaryota; Fungi; Ascomycota; Eurotiomycetes; Eurotiales; Aspergillaceae
Exons: 3
Coding region: 236-1933 (565 amino acids)
Cellular component (GO): nucleus
Molecular function (GO): DNA binding
Source: RefSeq, a predicted model, not a curated record
UUAAGCUGUCCGUCGCUACUGGACGUCUUCCUUCUUUGCUUUUUCCAUCUGCCCAUCGAUUCCCUUUUCACGCACAGUUGCUCUUUAUAAUUGCGAUAGUGCUCCGAUAGACGCUUCUCGUCGGGCACUGACAUCGGUGCAACCACGACCACCGCUGCCAUCGUGAUAUCACUGCCCCUCCUAGUCUUACCUACUCUACAUCCUCCCUCCACGCCUCCUUCUGGCUCCUUCAGACAUGGAUACUGAGAGCCAUCAUGCGCAAGACCAUGAUAUCGCCCCGACGUCCUGGCUGGAUAUGGGCGGGUUCAGCCCCUCGGAGCAAUCUCCCACCAUGGACUAUCAGGCCUUCGGAUACAGCGUCAUACCACUAGACCCUUCCACCUAUGGCGUGGAUUUACCACCGCCUUAUGCGACGCUGCCGAUAGCCAUGCCUCCACCUCCAAGUUCCUGGCCGAGUAUGAUUUCACAUCACGGGCCCUUCCCGGACCCAGUUGUGCCGCCCAUGCCCAUCUUGCAGGCACCACCUGUCAUUGCGCCGGCCCCGAUCAUCCCGGCACCACCUCGCAAGUCGUCUACCAGCAAGCCUUCUACGAACAAGUCAUCCACUGGCAAGUCAUCCUCGGGCAAGCCGUCCACCGGCAAGCCAAAUGGCAACUCAACGCCACGGAGAACCCUCACCGACGAAGACCGUCGACAAAUGUGUCUCUACCAUGAGGAGAAUAAAACAGCCAAGCAGACAGAUAUUGGAGCAUUAUUUGGAGUUGAAAGAAGUACGGUUUCGAAAGUUCUGCGUCAGAAGGACAAGUAUCUCAAUCCCGAAGAUGGAAGCCGGUCUCCUAUUAAGCGGGCCAAAGGAAGGGUUCCCGAUAUCGAAAAGGCCCUGUCUAACUGGGCAAGAAAUUAUCAAAAACAGGGCUAUCCGCUAAACGACGAAAUGAUUAGGGAGAAAGCCCUGUUCUUUGCUAGCACUUGCGGAAGCUCGGAUGGUAAGGAAAAGGUACUAAGUACCAGCUGGCUGGAAAAAUUCAAACGCAAAUAUAACCUGAUGGGCGCGAGGAACCGAAAGAGUUCCUUUAGUGUGAAGAGUGAAUCGGCGAGCCCAACUUGUCUGAGCAUCGAUUCAGCAUUGGCAUCCGCUGUCCAGUCUCCUACCCUACUUUCGCCUACUUCCCCGACUGGCUUCAUGUCACCACUGCCAUUAUCACCUGUCCAGAGCAACGAGAACAUCAGGGGCGAGUUUGCUCAGAGCCUAGCUGAAAUUGCAAGUGACUAUCAACAUAUGCAUACCAAGAGUUCGAUUUCGCUCGACACAACCUGCUCUUUUUCUGUCGGGCUCACCAGUCCAACAUCACCGUUGCUGACGGAAAGUCCUUUUACUCCCACGAGCCAAUCGCUUCACUCGUCUGCGGAUGGCAACUCUACCAGACCCCGCAGCCAGACUUUCCCACUCAGUUCAUCAGAUCCGAGUUUAAUGUCUACCGAUGAUUCCGAGCAGUUGACAAAAGCCGCACUACGACAAUCAUUAUCAGGCACGGCACCUGAGUCUGUUGAAGACUACCGGGAUCAGAAGAUCCUUCCGGCACUUGAUACUUCUGGAAGUACAAUUAAACGCAACCGUAGCAACCCUGACUUCAAAGCCAAGUCCAUAUAUCCCCCGCUUUUCUCGAAAUCUAACACCGUGUCCCCCGUUAGCUCCCCGGGAUCGCCAACCCAGGAUGAAGCCAGAAAAGCGCUAGAACUAGUGAUGAGCUACUUCAAACAGCAGCCCACUGGACUUGGGGCAGACGAUUUUAUGACCAUUGGGAAGUUGAUGGAAAGGCUUGAGCUCGCCAAGGCGCAGCAGGCCACGCUUCCAGGAGGCCUCACUCGAAUCGACGAACAUGAUGAUUCACCACACUUGCACAAGAAGAGGAGCAUUCACAGCCUCGGUUAAGAGCCAAUCUUCUACGGCGUCACAUUGAUACACAUAGUGCGACCAUCUAUGAUAUUCUCGUGGGAGACCUGUCAUGCAUACAUGAGUCUGACAUUGCCCAAAACAUAGUGUCUUG